AUGGUUGACUUCAGCCGAUAUCUGGAUGGCGAAAACAUCGAGCAACAGGAUUUGGUAAUAUGGUUCAACCUCGGCAACCAUCAUGUCCCUCACUCCGGCGACAUUCCGAACACUUUACAACACACAAGCGCCAGCUCGAUCAUUUUCUCUCCAUUCAACUUUCACGACCGAGAUGCAAGCCGUGCUAGUUCUCAGGGUGUUUGCUUAGAGCUUCCCGUUCGCAAUAACCAUAAUGCACCUUUGCCAUCGCCAAAAUACUUUGGCCAUCAUCAUCAGAAGGGUCUGCUCCUGCAAGAGCUAUAUUCUAAUCUUGAUAGCACUCACCAGGGUGACAUUGUACCCAAUUUGAGUGAUUAUGGUGCUAUUGAGCAUCAGGUACGCAAGUUCCCAUACACGGAAGAUAUGCUGGGUAUUUAA
Penicillium malachiteum is the source of this 417-nucleotide messenger RNA. RefSeq names its product amine oxidase catalytic domain-containing protein. Gene Ontology annotation, biological process: amine metabolic process. Lineage: Eukaryota; Fungi; Ascomycota; Eurotiomycetes; Eurotiales; Aspergillaceae. Gene Ontology annotation, molecular function: quinone binding; copper ion binding; primary methylamine oxidase activity. The transcript has 3 exons. Bases 1 to 417 code for a protein of 138 amino acids. The record is from RefSeq and is a predicted model, not a curated record.